UACAAUAUUAUUCAAAAGAGUGAUCAUCAUAUGCAGAAAAAAUGAGAACACCAGCAGUCUGUCUUAUUUUCUUGCUCUCUGUUGGUCUGUUCAAGGGUUCCCAUGCAGAGCCAUUCGAAUACCUACAGUUUGUCUUGCAAUACGCUAGAGGUUCCUGUGUUAACGUCAAGAAAUGCAUUCCACCGGCGAGAUUGCCGGCCAAAUUCACGGUUCAUGGAAUUUGGCCCACGAAUAUUUCCAAGCAGGAGGUGAUCGAGUGUACAGCUGCCGUGAAACUACACUCGUUCGACGGAAACCUGAUAACACCGUCGCUGAAAACCGAUCUUCUCCAAUCUUGGCCCAGCGUCCGGAGAGAUAAAGAUAAUAUGACUUUUUGGGAACACGAAUAUAAUAAGCAUGGGUCCUGUACUGCACCAGCUAUCACUCAGACAGCGUAUUUUGAGAGAGCUCACAAGUUCUGGAAGGAGUAUGAUCUCUAUUCUGUUUUGGAACAAAAAAAAUCAAGCCGGGGCAGUCUCGAUGGUAUUCACUGGCUGAUUUUCAAGCAGCCGUCCAGUCCAAGAUUAGUACCGAUUAUAUACCUCUCAUCCUGUGCAAGGAGGAAGCAUUAACUCGUGGGAGCGGCACAACUGAAUUAAUUCUGAGGGAAAUAGUUAUCUGUUUCGAUCACCAGGGGACAGAUCUGGUCAAUUGUACCCGGUCCACGGAUUGCAAGAUGAUGAAGAACACAACUGCAACCAAUAACAUAUACUACGUUUAGCUGAUUCUCCUUUCUCCCUCUUUUCAUCUCUUUUUCUACAUUGUUUCGAUGAAUUUAGUUGGGUCUAGGGUUUGACGCCCUAGCAUUAAAAUAAUGUAAUAAACUAUACUUUAUGAAUAAAAAUAGGGGGGUGAAAUUUGCACACCCAAAAUUGCAAAUUGCACACCCCUCUUAUUUUUUUAA
This is a messenger RNA of Rosa chinensis, 943 nucleotides long. Its product is annotated as ribonuclease S-7-like. Gene Ontology annotation, cellular component: extracellular region. The transcript has 2 exons. The coding region runs from base 42 to 611 and encodes 189 amino acids. Gene Ontology annotation, molecular function: ribonuclease T2 activity; RNA binding. The record is from RefSeq and is a predicted model, not a curated record. Lineage: Eukaryota; Viridiplantae; Streptophyta; Magnoliopsida; Rosales; Rosaceae. Gene Ontology annotation, biological process: RNA catabolic process.